CAGAAAAAAAAGGUGCUGAAAUGUCGUCAGUUCCGGGAGGCAUUCCUAGCCUGGAAAAGCGGGGCUGGGAUCUCUGUACAAACAACACGCCGGAGAGUGAUCAGCCAUGUCAUAAGACAACACUGAAAUCAGACUGAAUCUGUCAUCGGUUCAUAAAUUCAUUCGAUCUUGUCAUUUUCCAGGACUGACCGACACGCCUAUCGACGAAGCCGUGCAUGAACUGGAUAGACGUUAGCCAGUUAGCUAGCUUACCGAAUAGCUCAUUCAAGACAAAGCUCCAACAGGACAGAUAGUAUGCUGAGUAAAGCGGCCACUAUGGAAAUCCCUAUCAACCGCAACGGAGACACGGGGACGCUGCCGGAGGAUGACAGCCUUGAACAAGUUGCUAAGCUACAGUGGAGCUUAGAUGAGAAGGACCUCCAGCAGGUGAUGGUGUCUGGACCCAAUCUGAAUGAGACCAGUAUUGUAUCCGGAGGUUACGGGGGUACAGCUGAGGGAAUCAUUCCUACCAGCUCCAUUAAAGGCCCUGCUGUGCACUACAACGCUCAGUUUAACAGACGCAUCCCAGUCACAGGACAAGGUUCCAGUAUGCAGGACAGUAGAAGCAGCAGUUCCAUGACUGCAGAGGAGGCCUCCAGAGGAGUGGCUGUAGAGAAACUAGACUUCAUGAAGCAAUGGGGCCUCAACACCUACAAGUGCACUAAACAGAUGAUCGCAGAGCGGUUUGGUCGUGGUUCUAGGACUGUGGAUCUAGAACUGGAGGCUCAGAUAGAAGUCCUCCGGGACACCAAGAGGAAGUAUGAGAAUGUGCUGCGAUUGGCCAGAGCCCUGACCAAUCACUUGUACAGCAUGGUGCAGACGCAACACGCCCUCGGGGACACCUUCACCGACCUCAGCCUGAAAUCACCUGAACUACGGGAUGAGUUUGGGUACAACGCAGAGACCCAGAAGUUAUUAUGUAAGAAUGGAGAGACACUGCUGGGAGCCAUCAACUUCUUUGUGUCCAGCAUCAAUACGCUGGUUAACAAAACCAUGGAGGACACGCUGAUGACCAUCAAGAUGUACGAGGCUGCUAGGUUGGAGUUUGAUGCGUACAGGGCAGACCUAGAGGAAUUAAGCGUUGGCCCCAGGGAUGUGGUGAACAUGGCCCGUAUAGAUACAGCCCAGGAGCAGUACCAGAUCCACAAGGACAAAUAUGAACGUCUUCGCUCUGACGUCACUAUCAAACUCAACUUCCUGGAUGAAAACAAGGUAAAGGUGAUGCAUAAACAGCUGCUCCUGUUCCAUAAUGCCAUCUCAGCCUACUUCGCUGGUAACCAGCAGCAGUUGGAGCAGACCCUGAAGCAGUUCAACAUCAAGCUGAGGCCCCCAGGGGCCGACAAACCCUCCUGGCUUGAGGAACCAUGAGGGAGGGAGCCACAGGAGACAGGGCAGCCCAGGAGAGGCCCUCCUAACCUGGGAAACAGCGGACCCCCCAAAACCCCUUACUAUCCACUACAGUGGACCACGGACGGACAGAUGGACAGGACUACGUAGAGAUGGAUGGAUGGAUGAAUGGGCCAAGGGCCUUGUAUCUAUAGAGGACUGUGUCAUGAUCAGGGACUUGUCUUAUUUUCCUCUCUUUCAUGAUCUGUCUUUUUCUCUCUUCUGUAUAAAAUAUUAUCUCCUGUCCUCUAUGUAAGUAAUAAUGCCUGAGAAGCCGGUGUUUGGGUGAUAUAUUGGCACGGGUGUUGUUAGGCCCCGAGACGAAGUCUUUUAUAUCCUCAAACACCGGCUUCUCUGGCAUUAUCACUUUUACACAACGGGUUACCAACAUAUUCAAAUAAUGAUUGACAUAUUUUCAUUAAACGUUAUUUUGAUGAAUUUAUUCAUACUAUUUCAUCCUUCCACAAGAUAUAUUUAUAUAUAGUCCUGACACAAAAUCUAGGGUUGCUACCCAAGCCGGCUGGUCGUUCGUUCUUUCGGUUCGGCUGCCAGUGACCCAGUCGUUCAGUCUUUUUGUUCUGUAUCUGUGGACGCGACCCAGUCGUUCGUUCUAAAUGUUCCAUUGCCAUACUGGCUAGCGUGCUAGCUAGUCCAUACUGGCUAGCGUGCUAGCUAGUCCAUACUGGCUAGCGUGCGAGCUAGUCCAUACUGGCUAGCGUGCGAGCUAGUCCAUACUGGCUAGCGUGCGAGCUAGUCCAUACUGGCUAGCGUACUAGCUAGCCAACUACGGCUAACUUACAGUCAUGUCAAAAAGUGCAGCCAGAAUGACAACAAAGUAGCUGUUUUCUAGCGAGAUUUCUUUGGACACAACCAUAACAAUGAACUAAUGAUGCACAAUUUUGCCUGGCAGAUAAAAUGUGCUCACUUGUCAGGACACUGUUCAGACAAAAGAAAUACAAUCCAUAACAUCAAUUUGAACUGAUGUUAAUAAAAUGAAAUCAAACAUUA
Salvelinus fontinalis (brook trout) is the source of this 2433-nucleotide messenger RNA. RefSeq names its product arfaptin-2-like. The transcript has 10 exons. Lineage: Eukaryota; Metazoa; Chordata; Actinopteri; Salmoniformes; Salmonidae. Gene Ontology annotation, cellular component: trans-Golgi network membrane. Bases 295 to 1407 code for a protein of 370 amino acids. Gene Ontology annotation, molecular function: phospholipid binding; protein domain specific binding. Gene Ontology annotation, biological process: regulation of Arp2/3 complex-mediated actin nucleation; intracellular protein transport. The record is from RefSeq and is a predicted model, not a curated record.